AUGGGCGUAAAAUUCGCUUUAUUAAUGAGCCUCCUGCUUAUUAGGGGGGAUACAGAAAUAGGUGUGCUUAUCAGUAAGCUAAGUGGAAACAAGAAAGGAAGAUUUCUCAGUAUUACGUGCAACGCUGGAGAAAUGCUCACCUACAAACACAAAUGCGAGAAGUGCAAAAAGGGGUUUUAUAACUUUUCUAGGGAAAACAAAACAUGUCUACCCUGUCCCCUUGGCACAUUCAGCGACGCGGAGGGGUCUAUAGUGUGCAGGAAUUGUCCAGGCGGGUCUACCACGAAAAGUACAGGGUCGGAAUCCUCUGGCAACUGUGUCUGCAGCAAAGGCUUCAAGUUAGACAUCACCAAUGGCAAAUGUGCAAAAUGCAGUGAGCUCGAAUUAUGUGACGAAGGGGAAAAUGUUUGGUCAUUUAAAAAUAUGUGCACGAAAGAGAGGGGCGAAGAGUAUGUAGAACUGUGUAGAAACGUACGAACCGAGCAAGUGUAUAGUCUUCAAAUUUCAUGUUUUAAAAAAGACGUUUGUUUGAAUCACAAAGAAAGGAAGAGCUGCUUGGAGGGGAAUAAAUUAAUCCAGUGCAAAAUUUGUGAUGAAAAUUUCAGAUACGAUUUCGUAACCCCAGUAAAGCGUCCGUGCGUUUUGUGUAGUUUUACAACGUACGUAUUUUCGCUGUACUUCAUCGCCCUGGGUUUUUUCCUAAGCAUUUUAAUACUCACCUGUAUGGAAAGGGAAAGAGAAAUGAAAAUAAUAAAACUGGUUGUUAAAUAUACGAGGUUUAUGUCUCUGCUCAGGUACGUGAACUCCAAUUACAGUCACUUCCUUUUAGACACGCUGCACUUUUUCAUCGUCGGAGUUCCGCUGAACGAAGUCCUCGACUGUAUAUUCGCGAGGGGUACAAACGAGGAAAGGAUUGAAAAGAAGGUUGAUUUUUUGCUAUUCAUUCCUCUGGUCUUUUUAGUAUUCUCCUUUUUUGGAACAAUUCUCUUUCGCCUGUUAAAACAGAAAGGCGAAGAUGAGCUAAACGAUAAGUGGCGUGAGGAUGUAGAAGUGGAUAACAUACCCUCCCUGGGCGAGCACACAUCUUCCUUCCGAGGAAACAACAAGCGCAACGCACAAGAGGGUGGCAAAUAUUUUGCACAGCUUUUCUUUUUAUACCAUGAAUAUCUCUACUUGGAAAUAAUAAGGUUAUGUAUUUUUUUUUAUUUUUGUAAUUAUGAUGAAGAGAGGAGAGGCGACUUUUUGAUAGUGGACGAUUCUUUAGAGUGCACAAAAAUGAGGAACAAAUAUUAUGUAAAAAUAUGGAUAAUAGUACUGUACAAUACUUUUGUUAAUUAUUUCGAUUACUUUUUAUUUUUUCUGAAGAAAUAUAUUGCCAAUUUACACUUCUUAUGUGUGUUAAAAACAAAGGUAAGCACACUUAACCCUUUGGAUGACAUUUUCUUGUUAAUCUUUUUGUUUUUUUUUCACAAACGAUUUUUUAACAACGUGAAGGCAUCUCUAAUUAUUAAUCAUAAAAAUGGUAUAUAUAACAACAAUGUACACACAUUUCAGUUUGUUGUCAUUGCUGUGUCUUUUUCUCUCUAUACCUUAAUUACAUUCUUAUGCGUCUACCAAUGUGAUGAUUGUGCGGGGGAAAAGGAAUUGGAUAAAUUGCACAAACUGGAAGAUAGACGAAAUGCGGGGUAUGUUGUGAGGGUGUCCCCACUUUAUGUGGAGGAAGAAGGGGGGAGAAAAAAAGAGAUCAAUCAAUCGGACCUUUCCAGGGUGAAGAAUGAUAAUAAUGACGGAGAAGAAGAAAAGGUGGAAUUAAAAAAUGGACAAAUGGAUGUGCCACAUUGUGAGGCGCUCGAGAAAGACGAAGAAGAGGGCGCAAUGGAGGCAGAAAAUGAGGGCAUAGAAGAGGACACAAGUGAACACAGACGGGGAAGUACAACUGGGGGUGACAAAGAAGAUCACUCCACUAUCCCAUCGUGUGUUGUUAAAGUGAUAAACCUCAUGUCUAAUUUUGUUAAAAAUCGCAAAACUGAGAAAAUUUUUUUCUACUUUUCUAUGUUUGUCCAUGUCACCAUUUCACUCUCCUAUUAUACCUUUUUAAGUUACGUGCAUGGGAGAAAUUUCCUGGGGGUGUUGACAACCAUUUCGGUGCUAUGCAAUGGGUUGAUUUAUGUGACAAUUUUCUUGCUGCUCAUGAAAUUGGCUAGAAGGAAUAACCUGAAGGGCGACAUUAAAGACUGGCUCAUGAUUAAGGGCCUUAGAAGGAGGGUAGAAAAAGCGAAAUGGAUGGGAAAAUUGGUGGCCAUAUGGAGAAGAAGAAAAAGAAGCAGAACAGAAAAGGAACAAGCAAGUGGCAAACAUGUAGUAACAUUCAAAGAAAGAAAUAACAAAAUGGAGGAGAAAUAUGUUUUGAAAAAUGAAAAAAGGAGUAUCAUCUUGAUAAAUAAUAUCCUGAAUAAGAGCAAAAAUUUUAAGGUUCAUUUUGGUGAAGUAGCGAGCAACUCAGAAAAUGAUAACUCUGUUAAAAACAAGGAAAGGAAUAAGUUUAUCAGAAGGUACAAAUUACUAAAAAUAUCCAAAAGGUGGAUUUUAUCUCUUCAAAAUGUUGUGGAUCUAUCCGACGAACCAGAGAAGUGCUUGUCUAUGUUGAUAAGCUUAACCCUAGAGAAGGAAUUCACCAACCUGGAUUUAGACGUCUGUUUGAAAAUAGUACAGAAGAAUUAUUUCGGCACAAUGAAAAAUAUGCCAGAAAUUUUGAGAAACUUUCUCAAAUACACAAAUAAGUUUUUAGCCAUUUUAGAGAGAAGGAAAAAAGGAGAAAAGAAAAAUUCAAACGCGGAUGGAACCGAAAGCAGAUACGCAUAUGGACGAAUUAACGACUGCGACGAGUCAGCAAUAAUUUUCGCAUGGGGGUUAGGCAUUCUCAGUUUCGGAAAUUUGCAAGAUGUAAACUAUAACCUGUCGCCUAUCCUAUUUCACGUUUCAAAUGUGCUAGCCCAAUGUAGAUAUAUCAAGUAUAUAAUGGAUUACUAUUUCAGAUAUAUGCCCUAUUUUGGGGUUCAUCCUUUGGGGGGGUUGGGAAAUUACUACCCCCCCCGUGAAACUACUACGGGCAGCACACUACCCAUUUGUGACACUACUUAUAAUAGGUAUGGGGACCAAGAAGGAGAAAGCAAUUUUAAUAGGGUUGGCCCCGAAGGGGUGGAGAACGAAGCUGUUGUGUUUCAAGUGAUAAGCAAGGAAACAUACUCAGAUGGAUAUAUAAAUGGUAACAGGGAACAGCUGAAUGUAGACGCGUCAAAUGUGGAAGCAUGUUUGGGUUCACAAUUUACCCAUAUUGAAAAGAUGAAAAGCUCCCCACAGGAUCUAUCCAUUUCUCUAUCGGGUUGUACCUUCAGUGGAGAAGCGGAAUCAGGUUUAAGAAACAGGAGAAAAGGGGCCGAAGAAAGGAGAGACCAUCAGUCGGGAAAUGGACUUCCCCUGGAAUCUGACCUUAAACGCAUAUACGCCAAGGAACUUUGCAGAAUUUACGUGCAUUGCUUAUUAGCAGAUGUAAGCGAGAUGUACAGAGGCAUACACUACAGACAGACAUGCGAAAAAUACCUAUGUAGUGGGGUUCUAAACCUAUGGGGGGAGCAUCACAAGAGUAGUAGCAAUAUGUAUAUGAAGCGGUAUUACGAACAUUUGGAGAGGUGGGCAGAAAUGGAGGAGAACACCAUGGGGGAUACAUCCUCAGGAGGAGAAGUCAAACAGGGAAAUAGGGACCCAAAGGAAGCAAUUUUCAACAUAGAAGAUUACAUAAGCAGCAGGGUUAUAGAAAUCGAUUUUUAUGGACAAUUUGAGCACCUAAAGAGUGACACGAAAAAAUAUUUAAUGAGCCUAAUUAAAGAAGGAGACUCUUUAUAUGUGAAGGAGUUAACAAACUUUUCGGAGGUUACUGGAGAUAGAUCUCAGGAAAUGGAAAGAAAAGAAAAGGAAGAAAAAGAAAAAAAAAGAAAAAGAAAAAAUGAACAAUUUUGCAAAAUUUUCUGUAGUGCUUUGCCAGUGUGCAUAGAAAAAUGCUGUUGGAAUUUUCUGGACAAAAAUGAACUGAAACAGAUUGAAGAGGAAAAAAGGCAAAGAAGAAAUUUCACAAUUUCAUGUGAAAACAUGGGGGAAAUAUAUUUUAAUGUACAUGUAUUGAAAAAUUAUGAAGAAAAAAUAACCUAUUUUAAGAUUGAUUGUUAUGGAGGGGUCAUUUCGGUUGGGGGAGAAUUUGUGAAGAAAAAAGGGGAGUUCCAAUAUGCGCGGCUAAAGGGGGAUGGAAGGAAGAAGACAGCUACCGAGGGGGAUAAAAAAAGUGACAAAAAUUUUACGGAAGAGAAAGAGGACAAUUUUCUAACCGAAGAGGGUGUGCAGAUGUUGAACGGAAGCAUGCACAGUUAUAUAAAUUACGAACGCGUGGAAGGUUCAAAAAUGGAAAUAUUUACCCACAACAGUUACGAGGGUGAGGUAGGAAUUACAGGGGAUAUGAAGGGAAUGAAUUUUCAUGAGCGAAAUGCACUAGUGGUCCUAACCCCUCCAGUGGUUAUCCCUGCGGAGUGCACUAUAGAGGUGUGGCUGUUUGUUGAUUCAAGAGAAGGAGCCACAAAUGGACGGGAAAAGAGUUUCCUCUUUUGUGACAUGGAAGGAAAUUCCCCAUUCGUCAUUUCGAAAAUAGGACACAAAAUUGAGGAUAUAGAAAUACAUAUCAGUGAUAAGAGCAGGUUAAGUAAUUACUUUAGACAACAACACGGUGAGGGGCAGGGAGAAACUCUGGACGGGGUGGAGACUAAUGGAAAGGGAAGUCAUGGGAACGUUUACAUAAAAUGCGAGAAGACUUCCAAAUGGAAUAAAAUAAAUUCCAUAGUGAAGGAAAAUGAGUGGAACUUAUUAAAUAUAACAAAAUGUGCAGGUGGAUUAAUAUACUACAUGAAUGGGAAGUACAUGAAUAGCGUUUCGCACGAAGUGUUAAAUUUAGAGAAAGAAUUACAGAUGAGCAUAUUUGGAAAUUCCUGCUUUGGAAAUAAUAACGUAGGAUUAUGUUCCUCUUUUAAAAUCUUUGAGUUUUUAAAAAAGGAAGAGAUAAAGAGGAGGUACGAAAUUGUGAAGAAUGUCAAAGGAAGAGAAAUUAUUGGAGACAACCUCUGCAUGGAGAUGAAAGACCAAAUAAUAGAAGGCAUAGAUGUUAGAGAUAAAUGCAUGCAGGUUUUUGAAUUUUUCAUAUACUUUGCGCAAUCGAAGAAGAGGAAGAGAAGGGUCGUUGCCUUGACCAAUGACUCGAAUUAUAGAGUAAGAAUGUAUCAGCUACGCUUUGUUUCGAAGUACACAGGUGGCACUUUUCCAGGGGGUGGAAACAGUCGUGGGAAAAGCCCCCCAAGUGCCCACAUAUACCAAAGAAACGGUGAUGAGUUACACACCAAGCGGAACAAAUUAGAGUUGACGAAUCGACCAAAUGGUGAAGUAGAGGGAUGUGCAAAUCUGCACAGGAAAUGCGAAAAAAUAAUACACAUCCUUGAUAAGGAAGAGUAUGGAUACAAUGUGUAUUUCAAAAAAGUCUGUAGAAAGGAAGACGCCCCGAAAAUUUACGGAAUAAAUAUAUUUUCUGAUCUCCUUUGCUAUGCAUGUGAUUUGUCCAAAUUUUAUAACUUAAUUUUGGAUCCACCUCUAUCCAUAUAUAACGAAUUAGUAAAACCGUUCGGGUAUACGCUAUGCCUUUGGGUGUUCCUCCCCAUAGAAGAAAACAUUUCCUUUUCUUCGCUAGUUAGUGGAGAAAAGGAUGCUCAUAUAAGCGUUUUUAGCGAUAGGCUAGUUAUUGGAUGUGUUCAGAAUUACAAAAGGGGGAAGGAGAAGUGCCAAACGUUUUAUCACUCUUCUGGAUUCAGCAUCAAGAAUGUGAAGAGGGGAUGGUAUUACCUAACAGUCGUUGGAACGUUGAAGGGGCAAUUUUACUUUAUAAAUGGCUGUUUCAAGGGCCAUCAUAAUUUUUGUUCUUUUGAUGAUAUAAAAUAUGUAGGAAAUAGUGGCUUAUUUAUUAACCCUUUUCCCUAUAUCUGUUUCUUCAAAAUGGUGACGAAGCCUUUAUCUGUCACUGAAAUUAUGUGUGAAUAUGCAUGCCCUGCUUAUGACAAGUUAGGUGCUUCUCCCGGUUCUUCCUAUUGGUACUUACUUUUUGCAAACGUUUUUGGAGGAGAAGCCCCAAAUGACGAGAACGUAGACUCCUUGAGUGAUCAAUCUACAUCUUCCACUGGUUCAGACAAGGGGAAGUAUGUCCACUUUGAAAUUACAGAAUUUUUUCAUGUGCACGUUUAUCCAUACCGAGAGAGGAAAGAAUACGAGUUGGGGUUAUCCGUUACGUCUAUGUUGAAUAGAAAAUUAUUUUUUUUUAACCAAAAAAAAGAGCAAAUUAACAAUUUGAAUAUAUACCUGAACGUCAGCAUAGUGUUGCCUUCAUGUUGGGCAAUUUUCGCUGUCAUCAAAUUGUCGUAUGUGAAUAAGUCUGCCUAUCACUGUUUGGUGGGAGGGGAAAAUGGAAAUUCGCAUGUUGCUAUUAAAGGCUCGAAUUUAGCCUUAGGAGUUUUAACGCACCUGGGGGAGGUACUUGCUGAGGUGACAAAUGGGGAAAGAACAAACCAUUUGGUGCGGGGUUCCUCCUCAAAUAAUAAAAAAAAGGUCGCAUCAGGAGGUACUAAUAAAAUGGGUAAUACAGCGCAGUUCGAAACGGGUAGGAACAUGUGUUACCAGAAUUAUCCACUUUUUCACAGCUCAGGGUACUACCUCCAGAAGGAACUGAACGAGGAAAUUCUAUUAACAAGCAGGUGUAGACAGAAUGAGCAAACCUUUUUCAUUGGUUCGCACAAGGUAGGAGUGUGCAAAUCAUGUCUCAGUCCCAUAAGUUGCAUUGGAAACUGCCUAUCAGUCAGUGGAGAGUAUUUGUCUCCUUUCGGUUUUUACAAAUUUGUGCGGGUCGUUUUUGAGGAUGUUACGGAUGAACAGGUCAUCCAGUUUCACCGGUCCCUUCCUUUUCGGGGGGAGCCCAGGUAA
Plasmodium knowlesi strain H is the source of this 7059-nucleotide messenger RNA. RefSeq names its product conserved protein, unknown function. The coding region runs from base 1 to 7059 and encodes 2352 amino acids. Gene Ontology annotation, cellular component: cell surface. The record is from RefSeq and is a predicted model, not a curated record. The transcript is spliced from 10 exons. Lineage: Eukaryota; Apicomplexa; Aconoidasida; Haemosporida; Plasmodiidae. Gene Ontology annotation, biological process: signal transduction.